AUGGCUUCCAUGAUAAACCAUCGCUCGUCUAUUAAUUUAUUUAAAUUCUCCUGCCUCGUAUGGCUACUAAGCCGGUUCCAAGGAUCAACCUGCUCCAGUGACUGGCUAAGGGAAUGUGGAAACUGCAACUGCAAGUGGGUGUCUGGAAAAAAAACGGCGGACUGCCGUAACUUGAGUCUUCGCGGAGUCCCCGAAUACCUUAACUCGGAGGUUCAGGUGUUGGAUUUGUCACAAAAUCGCAUAUAUUAUUUGGAGGAAAACGUAUUCUCGUCUCUGCAGUUGCAGAAUUUGCAUAAACUUGUAAUAACGAAUGGUACUUUGAGGAGAAUUCAUCCGCAAAGCUUCACCCAACUGAAUAUACUAAUUGAACUUGAUUUAUCGAACAAUAAGAUUGAGGACCUCUUACCAAAUGUAUUUGAUCCGCUAUGUAAGGUUCGGUCUUUGGUGUUCAAUGGAAAUCUUUUACAAAGGAUUCAGCAAGGUGUUUUCCACAAUCUUAAAUAUCUGCACAAAAUAGAGCUAAAGCACAACCGCCUGAUAAGUAUUGAAAUCCAGGCUUUUGUUGGCGUGCCUCUAUUGUCGCAGAUUUAUUUGGAUGGCAACGAGCUUACACUCCUGCGAAAGGAAACUUUUAAAAAUUUGACCAAACUGAGCACCUUGUCUCUGGCUCAGAACCCCUGGAACUGCACGUGUGACCUCCAGCCAUUCCGCGAUUUCGUGGUAGAGAUGAACCUUUACACUCCGUCCAUCGAGUGUCAUUACCCAUUGCAAUUGCGGGGCCUGCAGUGGCUUGUGGAUAAACCAGUGGCGUUUGCUUGUAGGCCAAAGAUUGUGUAUCCGGGCCUUGGCAUUUCCAUUAACACGUCUAAGGAAAACGUGACGCUAAUUUGUCGUGUCCAAGGACCAAACAAUACCGUGAUUGCGUGGGACUUCAAUAAGCAGUUGUAUGUUGCUGGUUCCACGCGAUCUAUAAAUCAUUGGCAGCAGAGGGUUUACAUCGAAGUUGAAAAGGAAACGCCAGAUAAAAAUAUAGAUCAAUAUACUUUUGUAUCGCGGCUUACCAUCGUGAAUGCCAAGAAGUCCGACGAAGGAGUAUACACCUGCAUAGCCGAGAAUCCCGGUGGCAGAGACUUUGUUCAGAUGAGACUUGUGGUCCAGAACUCCGCAGAAUCCAAUCCGUUGGUUGACCUUAACUUUUUUUCAGUAGUGUGCAUCAUAACGUUUUGGUUCCUCGGCAUGUCGAUGCUGCUGUCCACGAUAACUUGCCUCCUUUACAGGCGACUAAGGAAAUUUUACCCAGAAAAGGAAACGAACCUGUUGCCGUUAAACUUUCCAUGCGAUGUUUCAAAUAGAGCUCAUGGCUUUACUGAUAGAACCUUGGAAUCCGACUCAUUCGAUAUUACUCAAAGUAGUAUCAGCUACGUGAUAGCUAAGCCCCACCAGAAUUUUAACAUAAGCGAAGAAAACACAAACAUAAACAAACAAAAUAAUUCCAGUACAGAGAAAAUUAAGGAUAAGAAUGAUUUGCCCGUCAAUAUUGAUUACAAAGUCGAUUGUCAAUUAAAAGAUAAGCUCAUCCAGGGCCAUUCGAACCGAUCUGUAGCUGGUACAUCAAACACGGAAAAAUCGGAACCUACUAGUCCAGAGAAGAAAACAACAAACUCCACACCCGUAUUAAAGAAACUUGGCCAUAUUUCCCGAAAACAGUAUAAUAGCAACGUUCAAAAAUAUUUGCAAGAAAAGUUUGGCAGUAUUCGUACCAAGGACCGCAAAGUUAAAGAUAUUUGUACUAGCCCAGAAAAAAAUAGUUUGUAA
This is a messenger RNA of Drosophila bipectinata, 1815 nucleotides long. RefSeq names its product kekkon 4 (gene kek4). NCBI's taxonomy places the organism in Eukaryota, Metazoa, Arthropoda, Insecta, Diptera, Drosophilidae. The record is from RefSeq and is a predicted model, not a curated record. Gene Ontology annotation, molecular function: protein binding.